AUAUUACUACUCGCUUCAGCUUCAUGGUCCUCGUCCAUAACUCGGCCACCAACCAUGCAACUCCAUUGCUCCUUCUAAGCUCUAGUACGCCACAGUUUAACAGGUCCAUUUUGAAGAAUAUGUCUCUCUAAUUAUCUCUGCAAAAUCUAAAGGUUGGGUGAAAAAGAAUUCCCUGGUAUGGUCUUUUUUGCAGAAGAAUUCUCUGUUGUGGUCUGGCAGUUAACUUUGACAUUUUUCAAGGGAAGAAGGUGGUUGACUGAGACUCGGGUGCUGGUGGGAGGAGGAGUGGCAGGAAUUCUCUGAAAGGGUUAGUGAAUUAACAUGGGUAGACACCAAGAUGGAACAAUUACAAGCAAGGAACUGGUUCAAACAUCUCCAAUUAUGAUGCUGCAAAUGGUUAAAUUCUGAACUUUGUAGGAACCAAGUUUGCACAAGAAGGACCAAGUACAAGUGUUUGCGAAUUCUGUAGAUUCACAUAUUCAAUCAUGCUGCCUCAUCUGUUUGGGGAACAACAGUUGCCGAACUGUUCGUUCAAGAACAAAACUAAUGAGUGUUUUGAUCGAAAAGAAAAGGCCCCAUGAAGUCCAAUCCAUUUUCAACAGUUUAAUAGAAGAAGGACACAGGCCAACCGUAAUAACAUACACAACACUUAUAGGAGCGUUGACCCGCCUGAAACGAUUCAAGUCCAUUCCUCGAAUCCUUUCUAGACUCAAAGAAAAUGGUAUGAAGCCAGACAUAAUACUUUUCAAUGCAAUGAUAAAUGCUUUUAUAGAAUCUGGGAAGGUAGACGAAGCCAUGAAAAUCUUUCAGAAAAUGGAGAUGAAUGGAUGUAAGCCAACAGCUAGCACUUUUAACACCCUGAUUAAAGGAUAUGGUAUAGCUGGUAAGCCUGAAGAAUCUCUAAAAUUGCUAGAGAUUAUGUCAAAGUAUGGAAAUGUAAAGCCCAAUGAUAGAACCUAUAAUAUUAUUAUUAGAGCAUGGUGUAACAAGAAUAAUAUAGAUGAAGCAUGGAAUGUGGUGUAUAAAAUGGUUGCAUCUGGAAUACAACCAGAUGUUGUCACUUAUAACACUUUAGCAAGAGCUUAUGCUGAGAAUGGGGAAACAUUUAUGGCUGAAAGGAUGAUCGUGGAGAUGCAGAACAACAGAGUUCGCCCCAAUGAACGAACUUGUGGCAUAAUAAUAAAUGGAUACUGUAAAGAAGGAAAUAUGGAAGAUGCCUUAAGUUUUAUGUACAGAAUGAAGGAGCUUGGGGUGCAUCCAAAUCUUGUCAUUUUCAACUCUCUUAUCAAAGGCUUUCUAGAUGUUACAGACACAGAUGGAAUUGAUGAGGCAUUGUCAUUGAUGGAAGAAUUUGGGGUCAAACCAGAUGUUAUCACAUUUAGCACCAUCAUGAAUGCAUGGAGCUCUGCAGGGCGCAUGGACAAAUGCCAGGAAAUCUUCAACGACAUGAUGAAAGCCGGCAUAGAACCUGACAUCCAUGCAUUCAGCAUUCUUGCAAAAGGCUACGUGCGUGCUGGUGAGCCUGGGAAGGCCGAGUCGCUUAUGUCUUUGAUGAGCAAAUCUGGCGUGCAUCCAAAUGUGGUAAUCUUCACGACCAUUAUAAGUGGUUGGUGCAAUGCAGGCAGAAUGGAGCGUGCCACAAGAGUUUAUGAGAUAAUGUGUGAAAUGGAUAUUUCUCCCAAUCUGAUAACUUUUGAGACUCUAAUAUGGGGAUAUGGAGAAGCAAAACAACCAUGGAAAGCAGAAGAAUUGCUCCAAGUUAUGGAAGAAAAGGGUGUUCGCCCAGGAAAGAGCACUGUCCGGCUUGUUGCUGAGGGUUGGCGCUCUAUCGGUUUACUCGCUGAAGCCAAGAGAAUUCUAAAUGAAGCAGAAGAAGAUAGGGAAGUUGUUCCACAAAAUCCAAGUGAAGAUAUACCUAUGGAGAGUAUGGAGGCAAGUUAUAAGAAGCAACAUCUGAGGGCUUCUGGUUCUAAUAUUUUGCAGGUUCCUGGACUAGUUGCUGAAAAACCAAAUGCUGCUAACGUCAGAAGCCAGAUGGUUUCGAAGGGUUUUGAGUUUUCAUCUGAAAGCAGGCAAAGUGCUGCUAAAUCCAUUUUUCUUUCUCAUUCAAGUUCAUUUAGAGUGCAAGCUUUGAUUAUUUGUAGAAGGCAACUGCAGGGUCUGGCUGGACUACAAGGGAACUUUGUAAAUACAUGUAGAUUGGUCUUUAUAAACUGAUGGGGGAAAGGAAACACAGGUGAAUGGAGUGAUCCCAUCUUUGAUCCAAGAUGAAACUCUGUCCUGCCGGAGUCGAUUUCAUUGAUUCUCUCAAAUUCAGAAAUCUUGAUGAUUCUUUACUAAAGUUGAAUAUUUGACAUGCAGGAUGUCAAAAUAUGCAUUCAAUUCAGUUGCCAGUUAAGUCUUCUACGUAAUCAUGUAAUUUGCUUCCUGAAAUGUAUAUGGUGUUAAUUCAAGACAACAUGACAGUUUUGUCGAUGUCUUUAUACAAUUAACGAGAUACUUUUUUUUUUCCGCUUUGGAAUCAAAAACUCUGACCCCAUUUGGUUUUUUUA
Humulus lupulus (European hop) is the source of this 2552-nucleotide messenger RNA. Its product is annotated as pentatricopeptide repeat-containing protein At5g21222-like. NCBI's taxonomy places the organism in Eukaryota, Viridiplantae, Streptophyta, Magnoliopsida, Rosales, Cannabaceae. The transcript has 4 exons. The record is from RefSeq and is a predicted model, not a curated record. Bases 547 to 2217 code for a protein of 556 amino acids. Gene Ontology annotation, molecular function: protein binding.